UUUAAAGAUGCUCGCAUCAGAUUCAUUUCAUUCAGCAGAUCACAGCCAUUUGAGCUUGAAUUCGUAUGAUCAAGAGUUUAAAAUACCGAAAAUUGUGUCAAAUUAAUCUUCUCAAAACCUUUAAAGAUCCUAAAACAACAAAAUUUGAAAGAACUAAGCCACGGAUUUUAGCAAGAAAGGCCAUCGAAAUUCCUAAGAGAACAAGAAGUCAAGAUAACAAAUUUUUCCUAAAGUCUAAUCAAAGGAAAAUCAAAAAUUGUAAAAUGAUUUAUGAUCACUUCAGUAAAGACACUAACAAAGGAGGUUCGUUACGACGGAAUUCUAAUGUUCUGAGGGCAAGACCGAAAGGUAGUCUAUUAUAACCGGUACUGCUAAUUUCGGGUUGCAAUAUGACAACAAUAAACCUUUGAUUAUAACCUCAAAAUUUGAGAAAUUACUUCACAGUAUUCAUAAAUCCUAUAAAUGUACUACUACAAAGCAGAGAAACUAUUUGAACCUCUUCAGAGAGCCUAACUCUUCGAGCAGCUACGCUAAGGUCUUGAUGUCCAGGUUCGAAUCCUUGACCCCUUCUGAACUCAGAGAAAAGCCAAAUUUGUCUCGAAAUGAGAUAAUGAACAAGUUAUAUUGUAGUAAAAUCUCUAAACAAUCCAGAAAAUUAGAAGUAGCAUCUGCUCAGCGUAAAUAACUCAGAACAGUCUGAAAAUUACAACACCAGCAAUGAUGAUAGAACUUUUGCCGAAACUUCUCUGUUAGAAGUGAAGAAACAGAGGAUUAAAUAAGCUUCAUAAGAAAAUUAAGCUUAACAGUCAGAUUCUUAAAUCAAAUGCCGAUAAGAACUACAGGUCAUCGAGAGGACUCUCCUCUUGACUGAACUCAGUGCCAAUAAAUACUUCUAAACGAAAAGCUAAUCAUUCAAAAGUGAAAUUUUCAAAUAUCUCAAAAGGUUUCAUGUCCAAAAUUCCUGAUUAUACACAAGAAAGUAGCAAAGGAAGGAGAGUAUCAAUCAAGCUUGGGAAUAAGAACAUGUGUAAAAUUAGACAGCAUCUGAAUCCAGAUCCAUAUAGUAGUUUUCAGUCUCUGAACUCUGACCAUAAUCUGAAGAAUCUCUCUCCUGUUUACAAAUAGCCUAACAUUUUCAUAAACUUCAUA
Molecule: messenger RNA, 1149 nt
Organism: Moneuplotes crassus
Lineage: Eukaryota; Ciliophora; Spirotrichea; Euplotida; Euplotidae
Source: the annotation of a GenBank genome assembly